GUGGUAAGUACCCUUUCCUUGUCUGGGUCCUUCAGUGGUCCAUCGGCUUGUGGUUGUUGGUGGCCAUGUUGCAAUCACAGUGUUGGAAACCACAGAUGUGUGCUUACCUGGGCAUUUCUGGGCUGACACAGUAGUUUGGGCUGAAUUUUAGACCAGACCAGCACUUAGUAGGGGUGGAGGUGCGAUGAUCGAUUAUCACCUGGGGAAAGUGAACAGCCAGGCCAACCCAGAACCCUUCCUGGAUGAGCUUGAAGGAUAACGUGAAGUUGAGAAGAUGCUUACACUGGAAGAUCACAUGGAAGGCAUCGUCAACAUCUUCCACCAGUACUCAGUUCUGACAGGGGAUCCUGAGACCCUCACUAAGAAUGAGAUGAGGAUGUUGAUUACAAGGGAACUUGCAAACACCAUCAAGAACACCAAAGAUCCAGCUACAAUCAACAAAAUAUUCCAGGAGCUGGAUGAAAAUGUAGAUGGGAUGGUCAGCUUUGAGGAAUUCGUAUCCCUGCUGGUCUCCGUGUUGCUGACUACUCAUAAGAACAUCCACAAGAAAUAGAAAGCUCUCUGAGGGCCUAUUCACCAGCAAGGUCCCCAAGAAGAUGUUUUCUUCCUCUCACCAAAGCCCUCCCUUAUCUGGGGGAGUGUUGAGUUAAUAAAUUCACCUGGGAAAUGUUA
This is a messenger RNA of Perognathus longimembris pacificus (Pacific pocket mouse), 672 nucleotides long. Its product is annotated as protein S100-A12-like. Bases 275 to 553 code for a protein of 92 amino acids. Gene Ontology annotation, molecular function: RAGE receptor binding; calcium ion binding. Gene Ontology annotation, cellular component: cytoplasm; extracellular exosome. The record is from RefSeq and is a predicted model, not a curated record. Gene Ontology annotation, biological process: antimicrobial humoral immune response mediated by antimicrobial peptide; positive regulation of canonical NF-kappaB signal transduction; endothelial cell migration. NCBI's taxonomy places the organism in Eukaryota, Metazoa, Chordata, Mammalia, Rodentia, Heteromyidae. The transcript is spliced from 3 exons.